Molecule: messenger RNA, 434 nt
Organism: Piliocolobus tephrosceles (Ugandan red Colobus)
Lineage: Eukaryota; Metazoa; Chordata; Mammalia; Primates; Cercopithecidae
Product: ribosome biogenesis protein NOP53-like
Exons: 2
Coding region: 58-393 (111 amino acids)
Biological process (GO): ribosomal large subunit assembly; rRNA processing
Cellular component (GO): nucleolus
Molecular function (GO): 5S rRNA binding
Source: RefSeq, a predicted model, not a curated record
UGCAAAGGGUUUUUUUUUUUUUUGGGACGCCAGCGGCGGAAUUCUUUCUUUGACAAGAUGGCGGCAGGAGGCCGUGGCGGUGGUGGGAAGCACAGCUCGAAAAGCGAUGCCCAUUCUGGUUUCCUGGGGUUGCGGCCUACUUCGGUGGACCCAGCGCUGAGGCGGCGGCGGCGAGGCCCAAGAAAUAAGAAGCGGGGCUGGCGGCGGCUGGCUCAGGAGCCGCUGGGGUUGGAGGUUGACCAGUUCCUGGAAGACGUGCGGCUACAGGAGCGCACGAGCGGUGGCUUGUUGUCAGAGGCUCCAAAUGAAAAACUCUUCUUCGUGGACACUGGCUCCAAGGAAAAAGGUGAGGAGAGGCUUAUGUGGUGGGGAAUGGCCGUUAUUCAUUAUUAGCUGGCUUACUGUAGCCUUUGAGAUCUGUGUUAAUUUUGUGG